Racocetra persica is the source of this 268-nucleotide messenger RNA. Lineage: Eukaryota; Fungi; Glomeromycota; Glomeromycetes; Diversisporales; Gigasporaceae. The record is from the annotation of a GenBank genome assembly.
GCUAUGAAAAAACUUGCUAAACUCCAAAAGAAAACUGAUGCUAUAGUCGAUUCUUCCGACAUGACUGAGAAAGAAAAAGUUAAUACAAUUUCAAAAAUGCUGAGUAAGACGCAAAAUAAGACCAAAAAAGAAGUGAAACUGGUUGUUGCUAAAGGCCCUAUUAAAGGUAAAAAAGGCCGUCCAAAGGGUGUUAAAGGAAGAUACAAGAUGGUGGAUUCACGAAUGAAAAAGGACACUCAGGCAAUGAAAAGGGCCAAUCAGAAAGCUG